UCCGCUGCGGCUCAGGGCAGGUCCCGGGCGCUGGGUUCCCCAGGGUGGCCCCUGGCGGUGGAGCGCGGCGCUGAGAGGUCCCAUGCCCUACGGUGCUGCCCCACUCAGGAUGUCGGUGCCCCUGGCCGAGCUCCCCAAGCCCCUGGCCCUGGAAUAUCUCAAUGACUUUGACCUGCGGAAGUUUGAGGUCAAGCGCGAGCCGGCCGGCCCAAUGGGCGGGGCCUCCCUGGACCCCUCCCCCUGCAGCUCAGUGCCGCCCUCCCCCACGCUGAGCGAAGCGGGGCUGGGGGAUGGAGGGGACCCCAAGGCGGGGCUGGAGGAGCUGUACUGGCUGGCCGCGCUGCACCAGCAGAUGGCGGGGGGUGGGGAGGGCCUGGGGCUCAGCCCAGAAGAGGUGGUGGAGGCCCUGCUGGGGGGGGCGGCCGAGGGGGGUUUCUGCCCUGGGGGGCCUCUCCAGCCGCAACAGCAGCUCCCGCCCCUCCGGGCCCGUUUCUCGGACGAGCAGCUGGUGGGCAUGUCGGUGCGGGAGCUGAACCGCCGCCUGCGGGGCUUCGGCAAGGACGAGGUGCUGCGGCUGAAGCAGAAGCGCCGCACGCUGAAGAACCGCGGCUACGCCCAGUCCUGCCGCUUCAAGCGGGUGCAGCAGCGCCACGUGCUGGAGGCGGAGAAGUCCCAGCUGGCCCGCGAGCUGGACGCCCUGCGGGGGGAGCUGGCCCGGCUCGCCCAUGAGCGCGACCUCUACAAGGCCCGCUGCGAGAAGCUGCUGCCCCAGCCCCCCUCGCCCUCCCAGUUCUUCCUCUGAGCCGCCACCCGGGCGGGGGCCACGGACACUGGGGGGCGGCCUGCAGGGGGCGCUGCUCCGGGAAGGCCCC
Molecule: messenger RNA, 872 nt
Organism: Malaclemys terrapin pileata
Lineage: Eukaryota; Metazoa; Chordata; Testudines; Emydidae
Gene: NRL
Product: neural retina leucine zipper
Biological process (GO): regulation of transcription by RNA polymerase II
Cellular component (GO): nucleus
Molecular function (GO): RNA polymerase II cis-regulatory region sequence-specific DNA binding; DNA-binding transcription factor activity, RNA polymerase II-specific
Source: RefSeq, a predicted model, not a curated record